AUGACCCGAGACGAGGAGAUGAUGUUUACGCUUCGCACCGGGGCAAUUCCCCAGCUUCCCAGUCCAGAAGUUGUUCCAUCCACCACUGGGGCCGAGGAGUUACAUCAGAUGAUCAUCCUGAAGGAGUGGAAGCGGGUCUGGUAUCUUGGCGGUCAUGGGGGCGUGCUCAUUGAGAUAGCUACACCAUACGACGACGUUCGCAGAGGUAAGAUGAACUGUCUACACUAUGCGGCUCUAACGGGAUCUACUGAGGCUGUGCGCUUACUCAUGCAAUCUGCGGGUAGGAAGGCGGCAAAGAUCUUUAUUAUCAAUGGCCCCAAGUACCAUAAUCCAUCUGCCUUGAUGUUGGCUGCAGCUGGGGGACACACAGAGGUUGUGCAGCUCCUUAUGAACGCGGAAGCACGCAUGACAGAGGAUUGGGGUGGCAAGACUGCGCUCAUGAUUGCCGCUUGGAAUGGACAUUGCGAUGCUGUGCUCCUUUUGGCCGAUGCUGAAGCCCGAAUGCAGGAUAACGCUGGGAUGACUGCUCUGAUGCUUUCGGUGUGGACGGAGAUGCCGGGGUGCACCUCUGUCCUGGCUCCUCUAGAGGCCGGUCUGAUGGAUGCAUCUGGUCAUACUGCGCUGUGCCACGCGUGCAUGCACGGCUCGGUUGACUGUGCUAGACUUCUUGCUCCUCACGAAGCGGGUCUCCGCCUUCCCAGUGGGCAAACAGUUGCAGAGGCUGCCCUCUCCAAGACUCCUAGCCAGUACAAAGAUGCUGUUGCUAACGUUCUAGCAUCGUUCUUGCAGUAG
Giardia duodenalis is the source of this 792-nucleotide messenger RNA. RefSeq names its product Ankyrin repeat protein 1. Gene Ontology annotation, molecular function: protein binding. Lineage: Eukaryota; Fornicata; Diplomonadida; Hexamitidae. The coding region runs from base 1 to 792 and encodes 263 amino acids. The record is from RefSeq and is a predicted model, not a curated record. The transcript has a single exon.